Messenger RNA from Bombina bombina (fire-bellied toad), 2123 nucleotides. Its product is annotated as carbonic anhydrase 13. The coding region runs from base 80 to 868 and encodes 262 amino acids. The record is from RefSeq and is a predicted model, not a curated record. Gene Ontology annotation, molecular function: carbonate dehydratase activity; zinc ion binding. Gene Ontology annotation, cellular component: cytoplasm. NCBI's taxonomy places the organism in Eukaryota, Metazoa, Chordata, Amphibia, Anura, Bombinatoridae. The transcript is spliced from 7 exons.
CAUACAACACAGGCAGACUUCUAGAGAACGUCAGUGUCGGCAUCUCAUUAUUACUGCUUCACAGGACAGUUCCAGGAGUAUGCAAAGCUGGGGAUAUGCAGAGCACAAUGGUCCAGACUUGUGGCACGAAUGGUUCCCUGCUGCUAACGGAGAACGUCAAUCCCCCAUUGAUAUUGCAACACAAAAUGCUAAAUAUGACUCCACUUUACAACCUCUUCAUGUCCGUUAUGACCCAGGAUCGGCAAAAGUUAUCUUGAACAGUGGUCAUACGUUCAGUGUUGAAUUUGAUGACACAGAAGACAAUUCAGUGGUUAGAGGGGGACCACUCUAUGGACAGUACAGACUUCGCCAGUUCCACUUUCACUGGGGAUGUGAGGAUGGUCUUGGAUCAGAGCAUAAAGUUGAUGGCAAGAGUUAUUCAGCUGAGUUGCAUAUUGUCCAUUGGAAUUCAGAAAAGUAUUCCAGCUUUGUUGAGGCAGCUCGCAAGCCAGAUGGACUCUGUGUAUUGGGAGUAUUUUUGAAGAUUGGUGAACAUAACAAAGAUAUUGAGAGGAUUACACGUGUACUUGAUGCCAUAAAAUUUAAGGGCAAACAAUCUUCAUUUACAAACUUUGAACCCUCAUGUUUGCUACCUAGUUGCAUGGAUUACUGGACAUAUCUAGGAUCCCUGACUGUUCCGCCGCUUCUUGAGAGUGUCAUAUGGAUUGUGCUAAAGGAACCUAUUUCUGUCAGCUCCAAACAGCUGGCCAUGUUCCGCAGCCUCCAGAUCAGAAUUGAACCUGAAGAAGCUGAGUCUUGCUGUAUGAAGACCAACCACCGUCCCACUCAGCCACUCAAUGGGCACCAUGUUAGGGCAUCUUUUUUGUAGGUUUAUUGGAGAAUCCACAUUCUGUCCUCGAGAGAAACAGCCCAAGAUAUGUUUGAGGACAAAUCAGAAUAGCUUCACCUUACUGAAAGUUAUCUAAUAGGGAUCAUUUGAGUUAUUGGUUUGUAUUCAGAAGUCAAGGGCUAUAUGAGGCCAUCUUUAAAGGAAGAUCAUUGAUUGCUGCACUUUUUCAUCAUAGACCACUGGUUUUUAAGCCUGUCCUCAAGCCUCCCCAACAGGCCAGGUUUUCUUGAUUGCAUUUGAAGAGAGCAGGUAAAAUUAACCAUGUUUAUUAAUAAGCUGAUUAUUUUACCUGUGCUCUAGUUCAGAUAUCCUCAAAAUCUGCCCUGUUAGGGAGUCCUGACAACAGGUUUGAAAACCAGUGUUAUAGAAACAUAGGAUGCUAUAAAUAACAUAUUUUGGUAGCUACAGGGCCAAGGAGAGAUUAUUUUUUUUCUACUUUGUUUUAUUAUUGAUUGUUGAGUUAUUUUUUAAAGAGUAUUUCUCAAAUGUUUAUCUUUUGUACCAGGUCAUGGGUAUAGCCCUUGUGCAUAGCUGGUUACAAUGACAUCAUCACUGUACAUGGAAAGUCAGCCUUAACAUUUUUUAAAGGAGCACCAAACACAGUACAACUGCUUAAUUAACAAAAGCAGAAUGAAAAGUUAAUUCAAUAGCACUUAUUCUGAUUUUUAGAUGAGCAGUAGAUUUUUUUUACUCCCACAUUUACACAUCUUCCAUUUCCAAACUGCCUUUGUAAUUUGACAGCCGUCAGGGAAUCACAGGAUCAUAUAUGUUUACACUGUGAACUCUUGCACAUGCUAAGCAAGACCUGGUGCAUCAGAAAGUGUGCAGGUAAAAAAUAAUGGCAUCAAAAUAAUGCAUAAAGAUAAUGCAGAUAUCCUCAGCAAUGAGUAUAAAUGUACAUGAAGAAAGAAAAUAUUUCCUAUAAAAAUCACAGAGCAGAAAUAUCUAUUUUUACAUUUUUAUCAGUAGUAACAGAUAGUUUUAUCAGUGUAAACUGCGCCACUGAGUGGCUGGAAGGGGUAAAACAGUUUAUUUUCUUUAAAAAAAGCAAUAAAAAAUGAUCAAUUAAAUUGUUUGUAUAUAAUAUUCUUCAUGUUUGAUUUCUACUGUAUAGAAUAUUUAACUGUUUAUGUCAGUAAUGCAACUAUUGUACUUUUUUGUUACAUAUAGGAAAAUGUAUGACCAUGAGAAUUUUGGUUUGCUUACUUAAUAAAGAAUUAUUGUUGUGGAAAUA